This is a messenger RNA of Lagenorhynchus albirostris (white-beaked dolphin), 740 nucleotides long. RefSeq names its product dynein light chain Tctex-type 4 (gene DYNLT4). The transcript has 2 exons. The record is from RefSeq and is a predicted model, not a curated record. Lineage: Eukaryota; Metazoa; Chordata; Mammalia; Artiodactyla; Delphinidae.
AUGAUCUCUGGCAUCCCUGAAAUGCAACCGAACGGAGGCGUGGGUCUUCCAGCCGGCAGGUCCACGGCUGGCAGGCCUGUGCCCUCCGGUUACGAGGAGGAGGAGGCUGCCAAAGACCAUGGGCUGAAACAAUCACCAGCGCAGCCUCCAGGCCGUCUGCCCAGCAUCGAUGAGACCCGACCAGACGGCACGGGCCCGGCCUCCCGCCGUGGCUGCGUGCUAGGUCCCGCCUCGUCCUUUUCGCGCCGCAACUCGCGGGCCGGGCCAGGCGCAGGUCUUCGGGGUCGGCGCCCAUCCCUGGGCCCCUUGCCCCCUCUAGGCUCGUGGGUCAGCUCCUCUGGCUUACCCCUGGCGACCGCCCGCUGAGCAGCGCCCUCGUACCGCACGGAGUCGGCGCCAGGGGAGCGCGGUGAGGCCGCGUACACACAGCAGGCCCUGGAAGCGGCGUUGGAGGCAGGAUUGCGCGAAGCGUGCUCCUCCCACGCCGAGGCCGGGCGCCUGCGCGAGCUCAGCCCGCCGCGCUACAAGCUGGUGUGCAGCGUGGUGCUGGGGCCGCGCGCCGGACAGGGCAUGUGCGUGGUCAACCGCGCGCUCUAGGACUGGGCCCGCGACAGGCUGGCCACGGCCACGGUCACCAACGCCUCCUUCUUCCCUGUGGCCACGGUCCACAGGCUCUACUGCGAGUGAGGACUCCCCCGAGUUUUGCAAAAACGGUUUAUUAUACCAGGAGGAGGCCCUCC